AUGGGUGCUCCUCCUACAGCAGAGCCCGAAUACCUGGGCGACGGCGGUGUUCAGGAGAAGCGAGUGUCCGUCGAGAUCAAUCUCAAGUCUGACGAAGAGGAUGAAGAAGAUGAGGCCAUCACCGACCUCUUCACCAGCUUCCCUGCGAUCAAGGGCGUCGAGCCCGAGCCCAACCCCUUGACAGUUCGAGCGGUGCUCACCGGAAUCGUUCUUGGCUCUCUGGUCAACGCCUCCAACGUCUAUCUGGGUCUCAAGACCGGUUUCACAUUUCCAGCAACCAUGUUUGGUGCAAUUUUCGGAUAUGGCUUCAUCCUCUUCCUCACCAAGAUCUUCCCUGGCAUCCCCGGUAUUGGAACUCGAUUCGGCCCUCAAGAAAACUCCAUCGUCCAGGCUUCUGCAACAGGUGCCGGUGGUAUGGCUGGUCUUUUUGUGGCUGGUCUGCCUGCUAUGUACCGUCUUAGCUUGCUGUCGGAGGACCCCAAGGAUGACUUCGGCCGUAUCCUCACCAUCACCCUCGUGUGUGCCUUCUUUGGCCUCUUUGCCGCGGUGCCACUCCGAAAGUUCUUCAUCAUCAAUGUGGCGCGUGAACUGAACUUGGUGUUCCCAUCACCUACAGCUACCGCCCUUGCGAUCCGAUCGAUGCACGCUGUCGGCAGUGGUGCAAACGAUGCCAUGCGCAAAGUCAAGGCACUGGGAUACGCCUUUUUGGGUGCCUUUACCCAUAUCGUUGUGUCUCAGUAUGCUGACGGCAUCUUGCACAACUGGCACAUCUUCACCUGGUUCUAUAUCUGGAGUGGAUACAAGAACGGAGCACUCAACAUCGAGAACUGGGGCUGGUACAUUCAGCUUACACCUGCUUUCUUCGGCUCCGGUAUUCUUGUCGGUCUCAACGCUGCUGUCUCCUGGUUCGGAGGUACUGUUCUUGCCUGGGGUUUGAUUGGACCUCUUCUCGUUCACUACGGUGAAUGUGUCGGCAAGCCCUACGGCGAAGGCAAGUGGGAAGGCCUUGUCAGCUUCGGAAGCAUGAGCGGUAUUGGUGCUCCUGGAUGGGUUCCCUCGCCCCGAUACUGGAUGUUGUGGCCUGGUGUCAUGGUUCUUAUUGUUUACAGUCUGGUUGAGUUCCUCAUCCACAUCCGUGUCGUUUGGGACGGCCUGAAAUAUGGUCUGCGUAGCUUGGCCGGCUCCGUCAAUGGCGUGCUACAAUCUCGCGGCAAGGGUAACGCUUUCUUGGAGAAGCAAGCGGCAAAGGCCAAUGAAGAGUCGUCUCUGAUGGAAGACUUUGCCCCUCCAGAGGACCAAGUUCCUGUCUGGGUGUGGUUGACUGGAGCAAUUACCUUUGUCGUUGUCGCCUGCAUUGUUUGCGAGCUGCAGUUCCACAUGAAUGCUGGCUUGGCUAUUCUUGCCUGUCUCCUGGGUCUCGUUUUCGCUUUUCUCAGUAUCUACGGAGGAGCCGUCACCGAUACCGCACCCCUUACUGCUUCUUCCAAGGCUUCUCAGCUGGUUUAUGGUGGUAUCACCAAGGGCCACUAUUCCGUUCCAGAUGCUCAGCGUAUCAACCUGAUUGCUGGUAACAUUGCGUCUGGUACCGCCGACGUCGCCACCAACUUGGUCAGCGAUUUCCGUGUCGGUUUCCUUCUCCGAACCCCACCUAAGUUGCAGUUCUACGCUCAGGCUACUGGUGCCUUGGUCUCCAUCUUCCUCGCCCCCGGUAUCUUUGUCCUUUUCAUGGCCGCUUAUCCUUGCAUCCGCGAUCAGACUAUUGAGGAGUGCCCCUUUUCUGCGCCAUCAGUCGUUGCUUGGCAGGCGGUUGCCCAGGCUGUGACCCUCCCCAAACUCCCUAUCCCAUUGUCCUCGGGAAUUUUCGCCAUUGUUUGCGGUGUUGUUUGUGCUAUCCAGGCCGUCGUCAAGAACUUCUACUUGGUCGGUUCGCGUGAGAAAUACCGCGAGUACCUCCCCAACUGGAUGUCAAUCGGUGUUGCCUGGGUCUUGGGUGUUGACAGUGGAUAUGCUAAUGCUAUCUUGUUCGGUAGUAUCACGGCUUGGUGGUGGAGGAAGUACUACGCGAAGAACUUUGACACCUACGCAUUCUCCGUUGCUGCCGGCCUCGUCGCCGGAGAGGGUCUUGCAGGUGUUGUCAAUGCUGCUUUGACAUUGGGAGGUGUCGAUGGAACGAAGAAGGGCACCAUGAUUGCUCUGCCUGGAGAGGACUGGUAA
This is a messenger RNA of Trichoderma aggressivum f. europaeum, 2214 nucleotides long. RefSeq lists its product as uncharacterized. The record is from RefSeq and is a predicted model, not a curated record. Bases 1 to 2214 code for a protein of 737 amino acids. The transcript is spliced from 6 exons. Gene Ontology annotation, molecular function: oligopeptide transmembrane transporter activity. Lineage: Eukaryota; Fungi; Ascomycota; Sordariomycetes; Hypocreales; Hypocreaceae. Gene Ontology annotation, cellular component: fungal-type vacuole membrane.